CUUGCAAAGCCCCUCAUUUUGGCAGAAAUCACAAUAUCUAUUAGCCAUAAAUCAAGAAGAGAGGCAUGAAAAGAGGCAAGAACCAAACUCCUCACAAGGGUGUCAAGAGAGGUGGCAGCAAAAGAAAAUACUGGAAAGGCAGUCUGAAGAGUAGGAAACCCGGUGAUAAUGCCAAUCGCAAUUGCCGCUCCCGCUGUUGA
Heterocephalus glaber (naked mole-rat) is the source of this 200-nucleotide messenger RNA. It is a transcript of the gene Tnp1, whose product is annotated as transition protein 1. Lineage: Eukaryota; Metazoa; Chordata; Mammalia; Rodentia; Bathyergidae. Gene Ontology annotation, molecular function: DNA binding. The record is from RefSeq and is a predicted model, not a curated record. Gene Ontology annotation, cellular component: nucleosome; male germ cell nucleus. Gene Ontology annotation, biological process: chromatin remodeling; spermatogenesis; spermatid nucleus elongation.